GCACACCCCGUCCGCCCGCUCGCCUGCUUUUUACCGGCGCCGAUUCACACACAGCGCCGCCACCGCCCACUCGCCUCUCGCCAUUCUCAGUCUCACCUUCGCUUCCGUCGCCAUCGCUCGUCCGAAUACGUCCUCGCUUGCACGAGCAAAGCAAGCAACUUGUUCGAUCGUUCUCAAAACUCCGAUCCAUCCGCUGACCGCGCGCCGCCAUGGGGCAGGGCAAGGAGGUGAAGACGCGACCGGACCCCGAGGUGGAGAUCCAGGAGAAGGGCGAGAUCUUCUUCUUCUACCGACCCAAGGUGGGCAAGGACGAGGCGCACGGUCCCGACGACGUGCAGCGCAUGUACAUCGUCCUGCGCCCUGAGUCCGCCGGCGGCGGCGGCCGCACCGUCGAGGAGAAGCAGGCGCCGGACUCCGGCAAGGAAGGCCGCAAGCGCCGCCGGCAGGGAGACGGCGCCCAGGAAGAAAGCGAGGAGAAAGGCGCGGAUGGCGGCCACGGCAAGGAGGAGGUGAACAUCGAGGACCAGCCGUUGCUCCGGCUGGUCGUGAUGGGGAGGAAGAGCCUGCCGGACCCAGCGAAGCACAGCCGCCCGUACUGGGGUUACGUCGAGCUCGUCACCACCAAGGUCGACGACAUCAAGGACGCGCUCAAGGAAGAGGAGUACAGCACGGCGACGCGGGGUAAGCGGCACAGGGCGGCGGCGCGGGCGCUGGGCGAGGGCGUGUACCGCAUCGUGAAGCACGAGUCCGAGUCCGGCUCCGGCGGGCGGCGGCGGAGCCCGCGCCCGCACACCCACCUCGUGUACAAGCUGGAGCUCCCAUCCACCCGCGGCGCCAUGGAGCCGCAGGAGGCGAUGAACGUGGAGCCGGAGGCGUCGUUCCUCGUGCAGGUCAAGAACCCCGACCCGCCCUCCGGCGGCCGCGACGGCGGGUUCCGCGGGCUGCAGAGCAAGCGCCGGGCCGCGUUCCCCGCGCACCUGCAGGACGCGUUCGGGGGUCGGCGGUACGCGCCGGCCGACCCGCCGGACCUGCUCAACUACGAGGGGUGCGAGCUGCUGCUGAUCGCGGCGUCGGACGAUGUGGAGGACGAGCUCGGGCUGCAGCUGGAGGGGGAAGUGGAGGACGGCGAAGGUGAGGGUGUGGAGACUCCGCAGGGCGCGCUGGGGUGCUCCGACCUGGUGAAGAUGUUCGGCGAGGUGGCCGACGUGAAGCCGCUGCUGAGCGGGAGCUGGGACUAGAACGACUGAUCCGCGCACCAGAUGCCAUUGUACAGCGUUCAGGUCGUAGUUGGGUGUUUCAGUUCGCUGCUAGGAGGCUUGUAAAACGUCCGGUACCCUAUAUAUAGACUUUUUUAUCGUCCGCAUC
Zea mays is the source of this 1365-nucleotide messenger RNA. RefSeq lists its product as uncharacterized. The transcript has 3 exons. The record is from RefSeq and is a predicted model, not a curated record. Bases 210 to 1238 code for a protein of 342 amino acids. NCBI's taxonomy places the organism in Eukaryota, Viridiplantae, Streptophyta, Magnoliopsida, Poales, Poaceae.